CUGGCCCCCGCGGCCACCCUCUGCGUUGUUGACCCAGCCUCGGGGGGCGCCCCGGCGGAGGGAAGCGCCUGCUCGCAGAGCGCAGGGCGGCCAGUCGCACUCGGGUCCUCCAGCCAGCAGGGGGGUCCCGGAGGACCACAGCCCUGUGGAGAGCCUGCCUCCCUGGCCCGCCAUCACUGGGGCAGGGGGCAGAAGCUGGACUCUGAGGAGCCCAUGGAGCAGGACCACUCGGCAGCUGCCAGGGGACCAGAGGCUCUGGUGGAAGAGCGGGCUCCGCCAGAAGGCGUCCUGCCCGCUGCCUGGGAACACGCUGGAGGAGGGACCGCAGGGCCUCAGCAUCAGUGGCCGCAAGAGGGCAACCGGCUGCGGGAGGCAGCGGGGAGCAGCCCAGGACCCCUGGAACUGCCCCUUGCGGUAGCCCAGGCAGCCGAGCAGCGCCUCCAGCAAGCGGCUGCCCAGGGCCAGCAGGAGAGGAGCCAGCCUGGCCCAGCGCCCGCUGCAGCCCACGUGCCCCCUCCCAUGCCUUCGCUGUUCCAGCUGUCCUUGCAGGGCACCGCUGCCCUCCUUUCAGCUCCUAGCAAGCAGUACUGCAGCAGCCUGGCCACCCUGACCCCAGGGCUGGCUGAGCUCCUCCUGGCGCACAUGGCGCAGCGGGCCCUGCUCCACCCACGCAGCCUGCGGCUUUUCUUCGGCUGCUGCCUCCAGAAACUUUGCCUGGACUGCUACCCAUACGCCACAAACCGGCUCCUGUGCCAGCUGCAGGCCUUUCCCAGCCUUCGCCAGCUCAGUUUGUUCUCCUGCCCGCUCAUCACAGACCAUGGCCUCUCCGUAGUGCAGCAUCUCCCCCGCCUGCAGCUCCUCAACCUCUCUGCCUGUGUUAAACUAACCGACAACUGCCUGCAGUUCCUGAAAGGGCUGUCGGAGUUGUCUCACCUGGCGCUGGAUCAGACACGCGUAACGGACUGUGGCUUGGCAGAGUUCCUUCUGACGGCACCUCCUGCCCUCUCCCACUUGAGCCUCAACCAGACCGGCAUCACGGAGAGCUCUCUGCGCCUCCUGCCACAGUGUGUCCCCCAGCUCUGGGAGCUGAGCCUUAAGCAAACGGGCAUCACUGAUGUGUUGUCCCUGCGGCACUUGGAGGCUCUGCAGAGGCUCUAUCUGGACGGCACCCGUGUGACCGAAGCCUCCCUCCGGGCCCUCUCCUCCCAUCCGGCCCUCUCUUGCUUGACGCUCUCUGGAGUCCACUCGGUCGACGGCAACCGGGCUCUGGAGCUGGUCUCAGCUCUUCCCCUGACGCGGCUGGGGCUGCCGAGUCGGCACACGGUCACCGACCUUGGCCUGGCUGCUGUCUGUCGACUGGCUGGCCUCCUUGAGCUGGACCUGACCGACUACAUGCAUGUCACGGACGAGGGGCUGCGGCCUCUGCCUCGCCUGCGCAGGUUGCGGUGCUUGUCGCUCGCUAACACGCUGGUCACGGAUCAUGGGCUGCAGCACAUCCGGGCCCUGCAGCUUCUGGAGGAGCUGUGCUUGGACCGCCUCCCCGUCUCCAGCUCUGGGGUGGCCCGCUGCGUCGUCAGCCUCCCACAACUGCAGGUGCUGAGUCUUGCGAGCACAGCAGUCGGGGACUCGGUGGCCAGGCUGGGCCUUGCUCAGUGCCGGCAGCUGCUGAAGCUGAAUCUGAGCCACACCCGCCUUACUGACCGAGGGCUCCGCUUCCUCGGCCAGGUGCCCCUCGUCCAGCUCAACCUGGACAGCUCGGGGGUGACGUCUGUCGGGGUGACUGACCUCCUGGCUGCCUGCCCCACCAUCACCAGCAUCCGGAGCAGCCACCUGCGGGUCUUGUCCCCGGCUGAGCUGCUGGAUGAAGACGAACCCAGCGACUAGGCCACAGCUUGCUCCACAGGGCCCUGUCCAGGUGCUUCCAGGGCAGAGGCCUUUGACUUGGUCCCUCCGGAGACUGUUUUCGUGGUCUGGAUUCGCCACAGUGGACAGCUCGAGGCCACUGAGGGAGGAGAGAGGGCCAAGGCCUGCCCCGCUCUGCACUUACUUCAGGGGGCGCCGGCUUUCUUCCUGCUGGGAUGAGCUCCCUGCUGCACAGGACCUACUGAGCUUUGGAGGCUCAGCAUCAAGGAGGGAAGGGCAGGCAGGACUUUUGCUGGGCGGGGCGGGGCAUGAAGAAAGUGCCUGUAAGGUCCUUUCCACUGAGCAAAGUGGUGCUGCAGGUGUUAGGGGGAGCAGAGGGGAAAUACCAUGCUUUGUGCCUUAAUCGUUUCCAAUAAAACAAUGCCUUAUUUUUACUGUUUAA
Messenger RNA from Python bivittatus (Burmese python), 2305 nucleotides. Lineage: Eukaryota; Metazoa; Chordata; Lepidosauria; Squamata; Pythonidae. The record is from RefSeq and is a predicted model, not a curated record.